AUGUCUUCUCAACUAGGUCUGAUAAAGGAUGAAAUAGUCCUCAAAGCGCGAGCUGAAGUAAAUGAUUCAAUACCACCGGCCUGGAGACUCACCCCUGAGCAGCUCAGGCUGCCAGAAGGUGCCAGCGUCAUAGAUAUGCCAAGGACAUGCGGGCUAUUGACCCCAAAGCAUAUGGAGAUCACUGAAGCAACUGCAACAGAGCUACUAAGCAAGAUCUCCAUUGGGGAACUAUCGAGUUCUGAGGUGACUGAAGCAUUUUGUAUAAGAGCGGCAAUUGCCCAUCAGGUGACCAAUUGCUUAACGGCAUUUUUCCCUGAAGAGGGGCUUCAAACUGCUGCUGCUCUGGAUAAACAAUUUCGCACAACUGGAAAGACCGUGGGGCCUCUCCAUGGCUUACCUGUUUGCAUAAAGGACAUGUAUGAUCUCAAAGGUCGUCGCUCAACAAUGGCCUAUAUUUCGUGGUUUGAUGUCGUCGCCUCCGCCGACUCUGCUCUGGUGGCAAUACUUCGGGAUGCCGGCGCAGUUUUCUACUCAAAAACAACUAUGCCACAAACUGGUAUGAUGCUUGAGACACGAAGUCCAUUGUGGGGAGUCACUACCAAUCCCUUUAAUAACCAGCUUGUGUCCGGGGGUUCCUCUGGUGGGGAUGGUGUCCUAGUGGCCAUGAGAGGUAGCCCCAUCGCCCCUAGCUCUGAUAUCGGGGGCUCAAUCAGGGCCCCGGCCGCUUUCAAUGGGCUUUAUUCGAUCAGGCCAAGUGCUGAUAGGAUUCCUAAAGGGGGGCUUCGAAGUACGGCUCCGGGAAAUGUUUCCAUCAAGGUCUCCAGUGGACCAGUGUGUCACAAUAUAGUGGAUCUGAAGAUGUUCACUAAGAUUAUCAAUGCUCAUGGCUCGUUGGCACACUUUGAGCCAGGCAUAGUGCCGAUACCUUGGAGGGAGUUACCACCCCCAGUACCAAAAUACAGCUUUGGAGUAUGGACCUUUGAUGGAGUAUGCAUGCCUCAUCCCCCUAUUCUCCGAGCGAUCAAGGAAAGUACAUUAAGAUUGACUAGCCAAGGACAUGAAGGUACGAGAUGCCUUAAAAUAUGUUAG
Penicillium lagena is the source of this 1089-nucleotide messenger RNA. RefSeq lists its product as uncharacterized. The transcript has 2 exons. The record is from RefSeq and is a predicted model, not a curated record. Lineage: Eukaryota; Fungi; Ascomycota; Eurotiomycetes; Eurotiales; Aspergillaceae. Bases 1 to 1089 code for a protein of 362 amino acids.